This is a messenger RNA of Fonsecaea nubica, 2508 nucleotides long. RefSeq lists its product as hypothetical. Gene Ontology annotation, molecular function: DNA helicase activity; ATP binding; DNA binding. Gene Ontology annotation, biological process: establishment of sister chromatid cohesion; nucleobase-containing compound metabolic process. The record is from RefSeq and is a predicted model, not a curated record. Gene Ontology annotation, cellular component: nucleus. The coding region runs from base 1 to 2508 and encodes 835 amino acids. The transcript has a single exon. NCBI's taxonomy places the organism in Eukaryota, Fungi, Ascomycota, Eurotiomycetes, Chaetothyriales, Herpotrichiellaceae.
AUGGAGCCUACCCAAGCCAAUUUCAGUCAUCCUUACCAGCCUUAUUCCAUCCAGCUAGAUUUUAUGAGAGAACUCUAUCGCUGCAUAGAGGAGAAGAAGGUGGGAAUCUUUGAAUCUCCUACGGGCACUGGCAAGUCGUUGAGCUUGAUCUGUGGUGCUUUGACCUGGCUCCGAGACCAUGAACAACGGGCACUUCAAGGUCUGACGGGUGGAGGUGAGCCGCUUGACUGGCUUUUAGAGGCUGAAAAAACCGCCCAACGUCGUGAGCUACUUCUUGAACGCGAGGAGCUUGAAUUGAGGCUUUCCAGAAUCCGUAAAGAAGAAGCAUCCCGCCGACAGCGUCAACACGACGCGAAAGCUUCCAAGAAACCUCGAACUAAGAUUCCAACUGACGAGGGUAAUGCUCCAGAUGAGGAUGAGUUUAUGUUGGAGGACUACGACAGCGAGAGGGAAGAGACGAGCAUUGCAAAUUACUCAACCGCCGGCCUCUCGAGCUCAACUCAAGCCCUGCUCGACAAGCUACCAGGCCCAACGAGAACUAAUGUUGAAGAACAAGAAGAAAAAGAUCGACUUAAGAUUAUCUUUUGUUCGCGCACUCACUCUCAGCUCACACAAUUCGUGAAUGAACUGCGCCGUGUCAAUCUUCCUCCAUCCCUUUCUUUAGAGGCUGCAGAUUUCACACACAAGCCUUCGCUUGAGGAACGAGUUAAACAUCUUGCUCUAGGCUCACGAAAAAAUUUGUGCAUCAACAGCAAAGUUGCAGGACUGUCGUCUGCCUUCGCAAUCAAUGAGCAAUGUCUCGAACUGCAGAAGCCUGCCACUCCCAAAGACAAAAAAUGUCCCUAUAUCCCUGCAAGAGACGAUAAAUCAAAAGUUGAAGAUUUUCGAGACCGAGUUGUUGCAGAGGUUCGCGACAUCGAAGAUACGAGUCGUCUAGGCAGGGAAAUGCAACUCUGUCCCUAUUAUGCUUCGCGAGCAGCCAUAACCAUGAGCGAGGUGCUCACGUUGCCCUAUCCUCUCCUCCUACAAAGGUCCGCCCGUGAAGCUUUGGGGGUCUCCGUGAAAGACAAUGUUGUAAUCAUUGAUGAGGCUCACAAUCUUAUGGAUGCCAUCGCAGACACCUUCUCCAUCUCACUGCGUUUGAGCCAGCUCGAAGAAGGUGCUCGGCAAGUUACUGCUUACGCGGGUCGCUUCAAGAAUCGCUUGAAAGGGAAAAAUCGUGUGUAUAUUAUGCAAGUGAUACGGUUGCUGAAUUCGAUGACCGACAGUCUGCGUGGCACGUUGCAAAAGACGACUUCAACUGAAGCAACUAUAACGGCUGCACAACUCAUGUCCGGGAAAGGCGUUGAUCAGAUCAAACCCCACAAACUCUUACAAUACCUGCACGAAAGUAAGCUCUUCCACAAGGUUGAGGGAUACUCCGAGGUGCGACGAGAUCACUCUGUUUCGAAUCAGGGCAAGGGUGCCUUGCUGCACUUUCAAAACUUUCUGAUAGUAUUAAUGAAUCCGGACGACGAAGGACGAUUUUUCAUAAGCCGACAUGAUGACGAAGUUGUCGUCCGAUACACGCUGCUCGACCCGAGAGAGCAUUUUCGACAAAUAGUUCAAGAUGCUAGAGCGGUUAUUCUGGCAGGCGGCACCAUGUCCCCCAUGUCCGACUAUUCAGAUUAUCUGUUCUCAUAUCUCGACAAAGAUCGGCUUCGGUCAUUCAGCUUCGGCCACAUAGUUCCCCCUUCUCACCUAUUCGCUCAGGCCGUCGGGAGGGGACCUUCUGGCAUUGAGUUCGAUUUUAGGUACGAAAUGCGUGGCUCCGAAAGAAUGAUCCUUGAAUUGGGAGACCUUGUUGUACGAGUAUGCAGCAUCGUGCCGGAUGGGGUUGUGGUAUUCUUCCCCAGCUACGAUUAUCUUGCACGAGUGGUUUCAAUUUGGCAGCGCCUACCAGCUCCCCGGCCAGUAAUGCAAGCGCUCGGUAACGUCAAGGCACCUUUUCAGGAAUCCAAGUCAAUCGCUGUCGAUCAACUACUGCAGGAAUACGCCGCCGCCGUGGAUGGCGGGAGAGGGGGCCUGAUGUUGUCAGUUGUGGGUGGAAAGCUUUCAGAGGGCAUCAACUUCUCAGACAAACUCGGUCGGGCCGUAAUUGCAGUUGGUCUUCCAUUCCCAAAUGCUAACGGAGCGGAAUGGAGGGCCAAGAUGGAACAUAUUGAGGGGAUUCGUUAUGAGCACUGCAAAAGCCAGGGGAAGACGGAAGCAGAAAGCAGGGCCGAGGCGAAAAGUGCGAGCAGAGGAUACUACGAAAACACCUGCAUGAGGGCUGUGAAUCAAAGCAUCGGAAGAGUAAUCCGGCACAGAAACGACUAUGCUGCGAUUUUGAUGCUCGACAGACGGUUUUCAACGGAGAGGAUAUCUCGCAAGUUGCCUGCCUGGAUACAUGGAAGCAUGAACAACAGCUUGCGGGACUGGUCAGAUAUAGAGAAGGGCGUAGAGGUCUUUUUCCGGGACAAGCAAUGA